UGUCUUGGCCUCUACCGCCACGCCGACAUAGCCAGCAGCCGCCCUCAGGAGAUUACCGAGCCUCCCAACUCAGCCGAACCAGAAAAUGAUGUCUGCAGGAGCGGGUGCCGCUGCGGCGGGAGCAGCAGCCCCGAAGGCGAGCGAUCUGGAAGUACGGGACAUCACGGACCUUGUGUGCAAGGCCGAUUGUUACUGUCUCAAUCAACUGUCGGGAGCAACAUGGGAAAACCUCUUCCAGGAGGAUGACCGGCUGAUGCUUCAGUCAGACGCCGAUGAGCAAUUGCUCUUGCAUGUGGGCUUCAUGGAGACUGUGAAGCUACACUCGAUAGAUUUCGUCGCCCCUCCGGACGACACGGCUCCAUUGACGGUGAAACUCUAUCUUAACCGGAAUAGCAUGGGAUUCAGCGACACGGACGACAUGGCGCCCGCGCAAACGUUGGAGCUGACGAAGGAAGAUUUGGUGGCCGGUUCAGCGUCUGUGUUGAAGUUCGUUAAGUUUCAAAGGGUCUCCGGCCUUUCGAUUUUCGUCGCGGACAACAACGGCGCGGAGCAUAGCUGCUUGUCGAGCCUCCGGUUCUUCGGAACCCCCGUGGCAACGACCAAGAUGGGAGACUUCAAGAAGGUCGAAGAGGGGGCAUGAUUGAUCGGAGCUUCAUGUCUCGAUGUAUUUGGGUGUGGUGCUUCUGGAUAGAACGACGGUGACAUCCAAGAAGAUUUGGUUAGAGAAGCAGGCGUCUCCUCCGGGUCUUUUUUGUGCAAAGAUAUAUAUCGGUGAAUGCCUGGUGUUGUGACAGGACUGGUUGCCCAUGAGGCGGUCUUGGAUCGAGAGGACGCCGUAUUAUUGUUUUAGGUUUCAGAGGGACACGUGGGUUGUUCCCCUUGACGUUGCAGCCGUUCGGUAUAUGCGGCGAAAAAUUGCUCACGCCGGGCCUGGUGGUGACGUAGGUCAAGAUAUCUACGUGCGUGGCGCAGCGCUGCUGCUACCCACUCGCCGAGGGUGGUUUGGUAUUGUCGCUGUAUUUCUCCCAAAGAGGGCGCAGAGGGUGUGUUCGUGGUACCUGGUACUCCUGGAAGGGGUUCAACAGUUCGUUCCAUGCUUCCUGUAAAUUCGAGGACCGAUCUGAUUUUCGAGCAUCUAUCAUAGAUAUCAUGCUUCUGACGAUUAGUUGAGCGAAGCGCAACACCAUUUCCCUGCCAACGCAGGCAGCCACCUGCCACAGUUGGUAAGCAUCGUUUCCUUCGACCCUUUGACAAGGACGGCUGUGCAAGCAGCAACGCAAAACUUCAGAUUGUCGGUUGUCAG
Molecule: messenger RNA, 1303 nt
Organism: Ectocarpus sp. CCAP 1310/34
Lineage: Eukaryota; Phaeophyceae; Ectocarpales; Ectocarpaceae
Source: the annotation of a GenBank genome assembly